AGCCCUUACAAUGUUGGAGCUAAUGAGUGAAAGAGGUGUAAAAGCUGAUGUUAUCACUUACAGCUCUUUAAUACAUAGAUUUUGCCUUUCAGGCCAAUGGAAAGAGGCAGCAAGCUUGUUCCACAGAAUGAUGGAUGAAGGAAUCCAUCCCAAUGUGGUAACUUUCAACUCUUUAAUUGAUCCUUUGUGCAAACAAAAGAAAGUGAAAGAAGCCCUUACAAUGUUGGAGCUAAUGAGUGAAAGAGAUGUAAAACCUGAUGUUAUCACUUACAACUCUUUAAUACAUGGAUUUUGUCUUUCAGGCCAAUGGAAAGAGGCAGCAAUCUUGUUCCACAGAAUGAUGGAUGAAGGAAUCCAUCCCGAUGUAGUAACUUUCAGCUCUUUAAUUGAUGCUUUGUGCCAACAAAAGAAAGUGAAAGAGGCCCGUAGAAUGUUGGAGCAAAUGAGUGAAAGAGGUGUAAAACCUGAUGUUAUCACUUACAACUCUUUAAUACAUGGAUUGUGCCAUUCAGGUCAAUGGAAAGAGGCAACAAGCUUUUUAAGUGGAAUGGCCUGCCAAGGUAUAUGUCCAGAUAAAAUUACUUUGAACUUUAUGUUGGAUGCUUUUUGUAAACAAGGAAUGAUGGAGAAAGCUGAAGCAGUACUUGAGUUAAUGAAUAAAAAAGACGUAAAGCCUGAUGAGAUUACUUAUGGAACAAUGAUUAUUGGAUAUUGUUUGCAAGGUGAAAUGGAUAAGGCAAAGGAUGUCUUUGAGCUGAUGAUAACAAAGGGUUUUUCACCAAGUCUGGGGACUUAUAAAAUGCUGGUCAAUGCAUAUUCAAAGAUAAAGAGGAAAGAUGAGGCUCUGAGGCUCAUUGAUGAAAUUCUCCAGAAGGGAAUGAUGCCUGGUAUUACAACACAAAAUGCUAAGAGGCAUGACCAAGUGAUGCACUUCUAUUUCCAUCUUCUAUACAAACGGAUGCCAAAGCUAGGAAGCUCAAGAUGCCAGAGGAAGUUGGGUUAAGGCAUGUGUGCAUGGAAAUAUAGAGCAUGGUAAGCUGAGAGAUUAACUGAUACUCAAUUGAAUGAAGACACAAUUGGUAAGAAGGCACCAUAGACUUGCUAUAAGGACACCAUAGCAGAAAAUGAUGCUGGACUAGCGGAGCAUGAGCAUUAGGAGAAUGGUAACUGAUUCCCCACAGCACGGUUGUUCAAUUGGUUGGGUAAUGAAAUACUAACCUGCCUCCUUAAUGUCAUCUGUCAUAAGUUCCUUUAAUAAUCCCAUGAGGAAUACGCAGCAGAGUCUGGGGUUUGAUGAUAUUUGUAACGAUCAUCUGCACACCCACAUUACUUGGCAAGUAUUGUCAGUGUGUUUGCCCUUGUGGGAGAGAAAGGGUUCUUCUAAAGAUGGCAACGACUUAGCUCACUUGGCUUUUGGAAUAUCUCAAUAGGAGAUUAUUGCUUGAGGAGAUGAAACUGUGCUUUUUUUUUUUUUUUGAAUUUGACUUAUUUGCUCGAGGCAAUGAAACUGUAAUUUUUUAUUUUUUGUAUUCUUCUUUUGGGAUUAUAGCUUGCAUGAUUUUUGUAAUACCUGCCAUGACAGUAUUAGUUCUUCUAUUUGGCCACAGCAGAUUAUUCAUUUUA
Theobroma cacao (cacao) is the source of this 1623-nucleotide messenger RNA. Lineage: Eukaryota; Viridiplantae; Streptophyta; Magnoliopsida; Malvales; Malvaceae. The record is from RefSeq and is a predicted model, not a curated record.